AUGUCCAAGUCGCGCAUGCCCCUGAUCCUCGGCCUCGGCGCCGCCGGUGGUAUCGGAUACUACCUCUACAGCGCCGGCGGCAACGCCAAGGCCGCCGAGAACAAGUUUGAGAGCGACCUCCACAAGGCCCGCGCCAACAUCAAGUCGGCCAUCCCCGGCACCGGCUCCUCCCCCGACGCCGCCGGGAAGCUCCAGAGCGCCGGCUCCGAGGCCGGCGCCAAGCUCGACAAGGCUUGGCAGCAGGCGGAUAGGCAGGUCGGUCAGACCCGCGACAACGCCGAGUCGUACGCCAAGGAGGCCAAGGCCGAGGCCCUCAAGGCCGUCGACAAGUUUGACAAGACGGUCGAGGACGGCGCUGCCAAGGCCAAGAGCGGCCUCUCCGGCUGGUUCGGUGGCAAAUAA
Messenger RNA from Cordyceps fumosorosea ARSEF 2679, 402 nucleotides. RefSeq lists its product as hypothetical. Bases 1 to 402 code for a protein of 133 amino acids. Lineage: Eukaryota; Fungi; Ascomycota; Sordariomycetes; Hypocreales; Cordycipitaceae. The record is from RefSeq and is a predicted model, not a curated record. The transcript is spliced from 3 exons.